Molecule: messenger RNA, 5106 nt
Organism: Funneliformis geosporum
Lineage: Eukaryota; Fungi; Glomeromycota; Glomeromycetes; Glomerales; Glomeraceae
Source: the annotation of a GenBank genome assembly
AUGGCAGCACCCGAGGAAGACUAUUCAUCAACACCUCUUAAUGAACGAGUUACACAUAAGAUUUGGAAAGUUCGGGUUGGAGCUUAUGAGGAACUUACAAAGCUAUUUACAAAUUCAGAUAGUGAAAGCGACUUUAGGCCUUAUGAGGGUUUAAUGAAAAACAUUGCAACAGACUCUAAUGCUGUCGCUCAAGAAACUGGUCUAACGACAUUGACUGCUUUUGUUGAUAACGCACCAAAUCCAUUAAGGGCCAGGGCUUCUAUUAUACCGGCCGUUGUUGAUAAGGGAUUCGGCUCAAGCCGUUCUGGAACAAAAUCUAAAGCAUUAGAACUCAUACUAUUAUAUAUAGAAGUUGAUAUACCAGAUCCCAUAGUGGAAGAUGUCCUUGCUGGAUUAAAUGCCAAACAACCUAAAUUGGUUACCACAGCUGUUCAUGUUCUUAAGGAGAUAAUUAGACUUUACGGUGCAAAAACAGUGAAUGUUAAGCCUAUCCUCAAAAAUAUACCAAAGAUAUUUGCACACGCGGAUAAGAAUGUGAGAAGUGAGGGAACACAAUUAGUAAUAGAACUAUAUAAGUGGUUGGGUAAAGCAAUAUAUCCACAUUUAUCGGAGUUAAAGCCAGUACAGAUCAAAGAAUUGAAUGAAACAUUUGAAAAAUUACCACAAGAAAAACCUCAACAAGAACGUUUAUUACGUUCACAAGUAGUUGCUGCAGAAGUAGCGGCGGAAACCGAUGGAGGCAAUGAAGCUGAAGCAGGAGAAGAGAUUGAGAUUGAUGCAUAUGAUUUAGCAGAACCAGUCGAUGUUCUGUCAAAAUUGUCCAAAGAAUUCUAUACUGAAUUGGGUUCUACAAAAUGGAAAGAAAGGAAAGAAGCUCUGGAGGGUUUGUUAGAAAUCUGUAAUACACCGAGAAUUGUGGAUAAUAAUUAUUCUGAGUUAACUGCUGCCCUUGCAAAGCGAAUGUCAGAUUCCAAUGUUUUAAUAGUUACAAUCGCAGCUAAUGUUAUAGAGGCGUUGGCCUUGGGUUUACGUGAAGCUUUUGCAAAAUAUAAGUCGACGGUCGUAGGUCCCAUGAUAGAAAAACUUAAAGAAAGGAAACAAAGUGUAGUUGAUGCUUUGGCUUCGGCAUUGGAUGCCGUUACAAUAUCUGAUGUUUCUGGGGACAUAUUAGCGGCCGGAAAACACAAAAAUCCCCAAGUUAAAACAGAGUCCAUGAAAUGGCUUGUCAGGUGUAUUAAAAAUACUAAAAUUGCACCACAUAAGGCUGAAAUCAAAUCUUUAACUGAGAUGAUGGUGGGGGCUUCUGAGGACAGUUUUGAACCUGUUCGUAAUUCAGCUUUUGAAGGAUUGGGAACAAUGAUGAAAGUUAUUGGCGAGAAGGCGAUGAACACUUUCUUGGAAGGACUUGAUGAUAUAAAAAAGGGAAAAGUCAAAGAAUGUUAUGAAAAGGCCGAAGUUCAAGUAAAAUUUUCUGCUGCGAAAAAGCCUCCACCUCCACCCAAAUCUGAUGCGCCCAAAGGAAAAUCCUCAAGAAAACCUGUGGCAAAAAAAGCUGUAUCUGCACCUAAGAAGGCAGCAUCUGCUGAAAAAUCUGCAAAGUCAGGAGAUCCUCCCAAAAAAGCUUCUGCUAAUCCUGUUGUUGCUCCACUUCCACCAAAGAAUAGUGGAAAAGUGAAGGAAGAAGUUAUCAAAUACAAAUUUUCUAACGAUGAAGUUGAGUCCAGAUUUGCUGAAUUGAUUUCCGAAGAUCAGACUGCCGGAUUGAGUGAAAAGAAUUGGAAAUUGCGUUUAACUGCCAUUGAGAAUCUUCUAUCCUCGUUGGAAGAGAUGGAUCCGUCUGAAGUAGAAGCGGAGUUAUUUGUCAGAUUUCUUUCUAUUAAACCUGGUUGGAAAGAAAGCAAUUUUCAGGUUUUAUCAAAAACAUUUAAUAUAAUGGAGAUACUUUGUCUAAAGGUUCCGUCAUUUGGAAAACCAACGGCAGCAUUAGCAAUACCAAUAUUAUUAGAAAAGUUGGGUGACAUUAAAUUAAAGUAUAGUGCAGGAGACGUAUUAACGGCUUUUUCCGAAAAAAUUUCUUUACAAUUUGUACUUUCACAAGCAUAUGACCCAUUGCGUAAAGCAAAAGCACCUAAAACAUUAGCUAAUAGUUUAACAUGGAUCCAUAGUGCUAUUAUGGAAUUUGGAAUAGCAUCUCUUCAAGUGCGCGAGAUUAUUGAAUUUCUCAAAUUCGCAUUAGGCAGUUCUAAUGCGACUGUUCGCACAAAUUCUGUCUCAGUUUUGGGAGUUUUGCGCAUUUUUGUAGGACCAGAUAUAAGAACAUUUGUUCAAGACUUAAAUCCUACACAGCUAGCCGCAAUUGACAAAGAAUUUGAGAAAGUGGCUGAUACAGUUCCUCCAAAAGCAUUAAAAAAAAGCGUCGAUGUCAUAAGCACAGGUGGUAGUGGUAAAGAUACUUUAGAAGAAUUGUUUCCUAAAGUCGAUAUUAGCGCACAAUUUACUAGUAAAAUGAUGGCUGAAUGCAACGACGAUAAGUGGAAAGUUCGAAAGGAUGCACUUGAUCAAGUCCUUGCUAUUGUUGAUGCCAAUAAGAAAAUCAAACCGAGCUUAGGUGAUUUCAUUCCUAUCCUAAAGGCGAGACUAUCAGAUAGUAAUAAAAACUUGCAAAUGAAGGCUUUGGAUUUAACUGCCAAACUUGCUACUGCGAUGGGCAAGCCAUUUGACAAGCAUGUUAAAAUAAUAGUGGCGCCAGUCACUGCUAUUCUUACAGAUAAAAAAGCAACCGUCCGUGGAAGCGCUAUUGGUACUUUGGAUGCUUUAGCAAAUGCUUGUGGGCUCGAUCCUUUAAUUGGUUCAUUUUCAACAAGCCUUGCUACAGAUAAUCCUUUAUUAAGAAAAGAUCUAUUGAGUUGGCUCUCUGAACGUUUCAAGGAAGCUGUAGAGAGCGAUAAAAAGAAUGCGUUACCAGAUUUGUCACCCAUGGUUCAACCAAUUCUAUCUUGCUUACAAGAUCGAAAUGGAGAAGUUAGAAAAGCAGCACAGGCUUGUUUAGGACCUAUAAUACAAAGUGCCGGAUAUGAUUAUGUGGUAGCAAAAUGUGGUGAUUUGAAAGGCGCAGUGAAACAGACAAUUAUGCCGAUUAUAGAAGCUAUUCGACCAACUAGUCGUAGUGGACCUGCUGCGAGGAAGGAUGCUAAAAAGGCGGGCUUAAAAUCUCGACUUGCUGCACCAUCUGGCAACGAUAAAGCUGAUGCAGAUGAUGAAGAAAUGGAUGAAGAAGAACCAGUGAAAUUACCACCAGGAUUAAUUCUUAGACCACCAACAUUUAAUAAACCUACUGCAUCAUUAGCAAAUCCAUUAGCCACUGCAAAUCAUAAUGCAUCGAGUAUACCUACAAACGAUCCACCAUCUUUAUUAGCACUACCUAGUGGUCAAACAUCUUCUCAAAGAGGUGGUAUUCCAAGUGGUAUUAAUAGACCUCCUUCAAGAUUACAAUUUUCUCGAAUUCGUUCUAAUAUGAAUGGUGUAAUUGGGCAAAUUUCUACAGUAUCUAAUAGUUCAAUUGAUGAGAAUGAAACUAGGAAAGAUUUGUCUAGUAUAGUAGUUGAUAAUUCAGAACAUUCACUAUCAGAUAAUAAUGAAAUCAAUGUGAUCCCGCAUUCUCCUGGAUUAUCUCCUGCUAAACAGCGAAUAUCAGAGCACAAUUCUGUUUUUAUUAUAAUUACUAAAAUUAUGGGUACAGAAUUUCAACAAAGUAUUGAGGCAUUGAAAGAAUUGGACAAACAUUUGAACACUUCUCCUGAAUCCAUCAUUCCUGAUGUAAAUGAACUCGUAAAUGCUUUAGCAUUCCAAGUCCGAAUUUCUUAUACACAGCUUCAACCACAAUCACAUAGCUUAAUUCGACUAUGUAAACAUCUUGUCAAUGCUUUAGUACUAUUAUUUUCAAAUAAGAAUUUGGCAUUAGCAGUGUCUCAAGGUUCACUUGACCGUUUAUUAACUGAGCUAGCACAUCGUUUGUUAGAUCCUAAUCUCACCGUAGUGGAUGGUGGUCAACAAUUAUCAAAAGCGCUUAAUGUCUCAAUGGUUAAGGUUCUUGAAAAUAGCAAUCGUAACAGAACGUAUAGUGCACUAAUUUCAAUACUAGAAAAAUCAUCAUCUAAUUUGCGUGAGGUUGAUGCGGCUAAUGUUACCACACAAACAAAGUUCACUGAACUAAUUAUGAAAUGUUUAUGGAAACUUGCAAAGACAGUUCAAGAUAAUUUGAAGGCUGGUAUUCUUUCACCGAAUCAAUUAUUAUGUGAUCUCAAUAGCUUCUUUUUAACAACACCACCAACUGAAUGGAAAAGACGAGCAGCAGAAAAGGUACCACUAGGCGAAAUGCCUUUACGUACAGUUAAAACACUUUUACUUGAAUUGAUAACAGGUCUUGGUGAUAAUGUAUACGACCAUUUAGAUCUUAUUGAAGAUCCACAAAGGAGUUAUGUUUACCCUUAUUUACAUCAUAUGAUUGAGGCUACCAAGAAGGAGGACAGGCUAUCCAGUAAUCCAACAAUCGCUAACAACCAUAUAAAAACUAGUCAUUCAUCUUCAUCAGUCCAAUCUUUUAGUUCAUCUGGUUCCGACGCGACAUAUGCUACUACAGAUACUUUACCAUUUAAUGAAGCUUCAAUUAAGGAUCCAUCGGCAAGAAAUUCUCCAUCAGCUAGAAGUUCUCCGAUUCCCGAAGUUCCUGGUCAUAAUAAUGAAACAAUGUCAAAUGCUUCAGAGCCAGUAAGUCCUGCGUCAUCACAUGAAGUAGAAGUGAAUGCACGGCUAAAUCAAAUGUUCCUUAAAAUUGAAACUAGAGAAGAAACGAAAGAGGGUCUCUAUGAAUUAUAUGAAUUUCAAAAACAACACCCUGGAAUGGUAAACUACAUAGCAACACAGUUAUCUAGGAAAGGCCCAUGUUUCCAAAGUUAUAUUCGCCGUGGACUUACCAACAUUGCUAUAGAUGAAGAGGAAAAGGAAAAGGAAAGAGCUAAUGAUAUCGCGGAAGUUAAAAAGCCAUUUCCUCAAAAUUCAAACAAUCUUGAAGGAUACAACAAAUGUUUAUGGGCAACUCAUAAAUGA